AUGAGCAGCGUUGGGGCUGCAUCGCGGGCCUUUCUCUACUGCUUCAACAAGGUCGAGGUCACCGGCCUGGACAACCUGCUCGGCGUGCUGGACCGGCGCAGAAGCGGCCAGCGGGAUCGCGGCCUGUUGACUGUUUGCAACCACGUCUCCGUACUCGAUGAUCCCUUAAUAUGGGGCAUUCUCCCGCUGCGCUACGCCGUCGAUGUCGAGAAUCUGCGCUGGGGUCUCGGUGCCCACGACAUCUGCUUCAAAAACCGCUUCUUUUCUACCUUCUUCAGCUAUGGCCAGGUGCUGCCGACCCAUCGAUUGUGGCACUCGCCGCAGGGAGGCUUGUACCAACCCACGAUAGCCCAGGCAGUCAAGCUUCUCUCCAGCCCUUCGUCCGUCAUCAAACCAUCCGACAUGACCUUCUCUACAACCGGCUCAGACUCCUUCGUCUCCCCCUCUAUCUAUGCCGCCAACCGCCACGCCUGGGUCCACAUCUUCCCCGAAGCCUGCUGCCACCAGAACCCCGAAAGCACCCUGCGCUAUUUCAAAUGGGGCGUAUCCCGCCUGAUUCUCGAGAGCGAGCCGGCCCCCGAGUUCGUCCCCAUGUUCAUUCACGGCACACAGGACAUCAUGCCCGAGGAGAGAGGGUUUCCACGUUUCCUGCCGCGCAUUGGCCAGCGGAUACGGGUAAUGAUUGGAAAACCAGCCGAUUCGGAAAGUCUCUUUGGCCACUAUCGCACUGCCUGGAAGCGACUGGUUGAGAAGAAGAGCGGUGACCCGGAUCUCCUGAAGCAUGAUCCCGAGGCUGUGCAGCUCAGGAUUGACGUUGCAAAGGCGGUUCGUGAUGAAAUUCAGAAGCUUAGGCUGAGCAUGGGCUUCGCCCCUGACGAGGACGAAACGGCCGCCCUCGCGGAUACGUGGUCCAAGGAGCCAAACAAACGUAAAUUCAAAAGCCCCGUAGAUGGUAGUCUUGUCAAUAGGCACUAA
Messenger RNA from Trichoderma asperellum CBS 433.97, 975 nucleotides. RefSeq lists its product as uncharacterized. Gene Ontology annotation, biological process: cardiolipin acyl-chain remodeling; inner mitochondrial membrane organization. The record is from RefSeq and is a predicted model, not a curated record. NCBI's taxonomy places the organism in Eukaryota, Fungi, Ascomycota, Sordariomycetes, Hypocreales, Hypocreaceae. Gene Ontology annotation, cellular component: mitochondrial membrane. Gene Ontology annotation, molecular function: 1-acylglycerophosphocholine O-acyltransferase activity.